Morone saxatilis (striped sea-bass) is the source of this 2261-nucleotide messenger RNA. RefSeq names its product suppressor of cytokine signaling 9 (gene socs9). Gene Ontology annotation, molecular function: 1-phosphatidylinositol-3-kinase regulator activity. The record is from RefSeq and is a predicted model, not a curated record. The transcript is spliced from 2 exons. Lineage: Eukaryota; Metazoa; Chordata; Actinopteri; Moronidae. Bases 304 to 1998 code for a protein of 564 amino acids. Gene Ontology annotation, cellular component: phosphatidylinositol 3-kinase complex. Gene Ontology annotation, biological process: intracellular signal transduction; phosphatidylinositol phosphate biosynthetic process.
CCACGAGAAAUUAACACAAGUUACUUAUUACUUCCGGGUUGCACGGUUGAUUGUGUCGAGCUAAUACGAGCUAGCCGCCUUUUUUUUUGUUACCGUCAUUAGUUUAUUCAUGAAGAAACAGGAGCUGUUCCGUCGGGAAACUUGAUGACAACCGCUCGGGUUGUUUUGACCGUGGCCGCAGUGCUUGGACAACGAUAAUGACAUCUCAGACACGGGAUGUGGACGGGAUACUUUCUGCUAAAAGCUAACUGCAAUUACAAGUUGUCCCUCAGCAACUGUUGCUUUUCCACCACAUAAUCCAUCAUGUCGUUACCAAAGGAGUCAGGGAACCGAGGGAAAGAUCGAGAGAGGGGGGCCCGUCCCAAGGUGAGACAGAGCCGGUCAGAGGAGAGACGAGAUGCAGGCAGUGGACGGAAAGGGGGUGGAAAGGGGAAGAAAAAAGGCCUCGCCUCACACGAACCGGCAGCUGAGAGGCCUGUCAGCGAUGGCUUUGAGUACGGUGAGCUGUUGAGCGACCUAGAGACCAGGGACCAAUCUUCCUCCUCGCCUCUGAAGGAGAGUUGGAGGUGGCAGGGUUUGGAGGCCGCUGCCUCGUUAUUGGGACAAGAACGGGUAACAGCCAGACCAGGGGUGGGAACAGUUAGCUCAGCGACAGAGUUAUCUGCACCCAGUGACGGUGAAGGCAGGGGGUCAAGCAGCAGUCGCACUUUCCGGCAAAAAAUCCAAGAUGCAAUGGGGCAGUGUUUCCCGAUAAAGACACACACUGCGGCUGCGGCAGCACCAGCACCGACGCCGCAGGCUCUUUCGUCAUCAAACGCCUGUGCCUCCUCAAGGCGCAAGAUCCACCUCAGUGAGUUGAUGUUGGAUGACUGCCCUUUCCCUGUAGGAUCAGAGCUGGCUCAGAAGUGGUAUCUCAUUAAGCAACACACGGCGCCCAUUACCCAGCCUCCCGUGCUCGAUUCUGCGGUAGUGUGCAGCGCCCCAACUUCAGCCGUAGCUACUGUGGUGGAGGACGUAGACGACAGGUUGCGGGAGCGCAGGCGCAUCAGCAUCGAGCAAGGUGUUGAGCCACCACCAAACGCAGAGAUCCACACGUUUGAGGUGACGGCCCAAAUUAACCCUCUCUACAAACACGGCCCUAAACUGGCUCAUGGUAUGAAUGAGUUAGCUGGGGCUGACAGAGCCUCGGUUCAUCAGCAGCAGCAGCUUCUUCUCCAAAGACAGCAGCAGCACCAGCUCCUACUGCAGAGGUGUUUGGACACUCUGGAUGAGGUGGUGGCCUCGGCCUCGGCCUCAGCCUCAGCCUCGGCCUCGGCUUCAGUCCCAGUUCCAGUCCCAGUCCCAGUCCCAGUCCACACCUGUGAUACUAUUUCCGACUCUCUGGUUGAGCCAGAGGUUACAGCGACCAGCGUGCCCUCUAGAGCCGUGCUUCCACCGACUGAGCAUCACAAAUCUCACGAUGGCUACCGCAUUCACACUCAGAUUGAUUACAUUCACUGUUUAGUUCCAGACCUGCUGCAGAUCACCAACCUCCCGUGUUACUGGGGGGUCAUGGACCGCUACGAGGCAGAGACGCUGCUUGAGGGAAAGCCCGAAGGCACCUUCCUCCUGCGAGACUCCGCACAGGAAGACUACCUCUUCUCCGUUAGCUUCCGCCGUUACGGCCGCUCGCUACAUGCACGCAUUGAACAGUGGAACCACAACUUCAGCUCUGAUGUGCACAAUGCCAGUGUCUUCCAUGCUCCCACUAUGACAGGAUUGCUGGAGCACUACAAGGACCCUAAGUCCUGCAUGUUCUUCGAGCCCCUGCUGUCCAACCCCAUCCACCGCACACAGCCAUUCACCCUGCAACACAUCUGCAGAGCAGCCAUAAGCAGCUGCACCACCUAUGAUGGCAUUAACAUGCUUCCCAUUCCAACUGCUUUGAAAAAGCACCUGAAAGAAUACCACUAUAAGCAGAAAGUGCGUGUACGGCGAAUGGACACAUGGUGGGAAUGAAGAACAAAAUGAUGGACUAAAAGAAACUACUAAAUACAUUUUUAAUGCAAUUCACCUGGAACUGAAUUAAACUGAACUGAACAAUGAGUCUUGUUCACUCUACCUGGCUGUAUUAACCUACACUGCACUGUACUUUAUUUAUUUUAUUCCUGCUGUACAUGUCUUAACAAUUGUACUAAACUCCACUAAUAAGACAAUAUGUAAUCUCACUGAUCUUGUACACUCAAAGUUCUUUAUGCUCAAAUUAAACAAACUUAUUUAGA